This is a messenger RNA of Ictidomys tridecemlineatus (thirteen-lined ground squirrel), 1326 nucleotides long. Its product is annotated as olfactory receptor 7D4. Gene Ontology annotation, biological process: G protein-coupled receptor signaling pathway. The record is from RefSeq and is a predicted model, not a curated record. Gene Ontology annotation, molecular function: G protein-coupled receptor activity; olfactory receptor activity. Lineage: Eukaryota; Metazoa; Chordata; Mammalia; Rodentia; Sciuridae. Gene Ontology annotation, cellular component: membrane.
ACACCCACUGCAUUGAAGAAGUGAACCAUACAUGUGUAUCACAGUUCCUCCUCCUGGGCCUCUCAGAUGAUCCUGAACUGCAGCCUGUUCUCUUUGGACUGUUCCUGUCCAUGUACCUGGUCACAGUGCUUGGAAACCUGCUCAUCAUCCUGGCUGUCAGCUCUGACUCCCACCUCCACACCCCCAUGUACUUCUUCCUCUCCAACCUGUCCUUUGUUGACAUCUGUUUCAUCUCCACCACGGUCCCAAAGAUGCUGGUGAAUAUCCAGGUGCAGAGAAAAGACAUCUCCUACAUAGAGUGCUUCACUCAAGUGUAUUUUUUGAUUAUUUUUAUUGGAAUGGAUAAUUUCCUCUUAUCUGUGAUGGCCUUUGACCGCUUUGUGGCCAUCUGCCACCCUCUGAAUUACACCGUCAUCAUGAACACCUGGCUCUGUGUCCUCCUGGUUCUGUUGUGUUGGUUCAUCAUGUUCUGGGUCUCCCUGAUUCAUAUUCUACUGGUGAAGCGACUGACCUUCUCCGUAGGCACUGAAAUCCCACAUUUCUUCUGUGAGCUGACUCAGCUUCUCGAUGUAGCCAGCUCUGAUACUCAUGUCAAUUACGUUGUUAUGCAUGUGUUGUCUGCCUUGCUGGGUGUGAUUCCUAUGACUGGGAUCCUCUACUCUUACUCUCAGAUUAUCUCCUCCUUAUUGAAGAUGUCCUCCAUUGUGAACAAAUACAAAGCAUUUUCCACCUGUGGGUCUCACCUCUGUGUGGUUUCCUUGUUUUAUGGAACAGCAUUUGGGGUUUAUCUCAGUUCUGCCGUGACCCAUGCUUCCCAGAGACGUUUGAUCACCUCAGUGAUGUAUAGUGUGAUCACCCCCAUGCUGAACCCCUUCAUCUACAGCCUGAGGAACAAGGAUGUGAAGGGGGCCCUCGGGAGACUCCUCAGCAGAGCAGCCUCUGGUCUUUGAGACCUCAGAAAUAAAGGGACUUUCUUAUGCUGAAACACAAAUGUUUUUAAAUAUCAUUGUUCAUGUGUGAGUGCAGUCACAUGUUGUAUUCUUGACGAUUUGUGUAAAGGAUAGAUUGUCUAUGAUUGUGGUCAUAACAUUGGAUUGCUUAGUGAUGUCACAGCCAUGGUAGUUAACAUCGUGCACGUUAUGGUGUUUGCACAAAGGAACUUUGCUCAUUUAGAAAUUAUACACACUGUACUUUUCUUGUGCUAAAAAUUGAUUGCUUUGUCUGGCUACUUGACACUUCUUACAUAUGUGUUUGCAAAUAAUUUUCAAGCUGUAUGUUAUUCUUUCUUUUUUAUCAAGUAUGCAGUUCAUUGUGAUUCAUUACUUA